CAGUUGGCUGCAAAACUUGUCCCAUCCCCUGGCAAACAUGCACAACAUGAUCCUGUAUAUUGUGGCCUUGGUCUUCUUCGCCCGCCUUCUUCUCAAGCUCGUCCGGAGCUACGUCACAUCAUCUGGCACGAAGCCAUCAUCGGCGCUCCGCCUGCCACCAGGGCCAUGGCAGCUGCCGCUCAUCGGCAGCCUGCACCACCUCCUCCUGUCACGCUUCAGCGACCUGCCUCACCAGGCGCUGCGCGAGAUGUCCGGAACCUACGGGCCCCUCAUGAUGCUUCGCUUAGGCUCCGUGCCCACGCUGGUGGUCUCCUCCGCCGAGGCUGCCAGGGAGGUAAUGAGGACCCACGACCUCGCCUUCUGCAACCGCAACCUGAGCGUCACCAUCGAAACCCUCAGCUGUGGCGGCAAGGACCUCAUGUUCUCCCCCUACAGCGUCCACUGGCGUGAGCUCCGCAAGCUGUGUAUGGUCGAGCUCUUCAGCCAGCGGCGCGUGCUCACGUUCCGGAGCAUCCGGGAAGAGGAGGUGGCGCGCCUCCUCCGCUCCAUCUCCCGGGAGUCUGCCGAUGGCCAGCAGCCCGUCAACCUCAGCGAAGGGAUCUGCCGCAUGAUAAACGACGUCGCCGCGCGCACGAUCGUCGGCGACCGGUGCAAGUACCGAGACGAAUACAUACAUGAGGUGGAACAAGUGGUGCGGCUGGCCGGCGGGUUCAACCUGGCGGACCUGUACCCGUCCUCGCGGCUGGUACGGUGGUUCAGCACCGCCGCGAGGGACGCGAGAAGGUGCCAGAGGAACAUGUACCGCAUCAUCGAGAGCAUCGUCCAUGAGCGUGAAGCCAUGCCGACGCCAGAGCGAGACGAGGACCUUCUAGGUGUUCUCCUGAGGCUGCAGAGGGAAGGUGGCCUGCAGUUCGCUCUCACCAACGAGAUUGUCAGCUCGGUUAUUUGGGAUAUUUUCACUGCUGGGAGUGACACGUCAUCAACCGUUCUAUUAUUGGCAAUGUCGGAGCUUGUUAAAAAUCCACAACUCAUGCAUAAGGCCCAGUUGGAGGUGAGGGAGACCUUCAAAGGACAAGACAAGAUAACAGAAGGGGAUUUGGUCAAGUUAAGAUAUCUACAACUUGUGAUCAAGGAGACUUUACGAUUGCAUGCGCCAGCAGCACUCGUGAAUCGAGAGUGUCGUGAGUCAUGUAAGGUUAUGGGUUACGACGUGCCAAAGGGAACCAAGGUGUUUAUCAAUGUUUGGGCAAUAGCAAGGGACAUGAAACUAUGGCAUGAUGGGGAGGAAUUCAGGCCAGAAAGAUUUGACUGCAGCAGUAUCGAUUUUAGGGGUAAUGACUUUGAGUUCACUCCAUUUGGGGCAGGCAGGAGAAUAUGCCCUGGCAUUACACUCGCACUGGCCAACGUAGAGCUAGCACUUGCUAGCCUUCUCUACCAUUUUGAUUGGGAUAUGCCGGAUGGCGUCAAGUUGGAAGAAUUUGAUAUUGCAGUGACCUUUGGUCUAACAUUAAGAAAGAAAUCCGUGCUCUGGCUCAAGGCCAAAUCCUACAAUAAUUUUAUACCAAAUUAAUCAGGUGAUUUAUGAUAUGAACUAUGUUCCUGUUGCUACUUAAUUUGUACCAAAAGGAGUGUGAUUAUAACUGUAAUAUCAAUCAGUACUGCAA
Messenger RNA from Sorghum bicolor (sorghum), 1664 nucleotides. Its product is annotated as ent-cassadiene C2-hydroxylase. Gene Ontology annotation, molecular function: oxidoreductase activity, acting on paired donors, with incorporation or reduction of molecular oxygen; iron ion binding; monooxygenase activity. The transcript has 2 exons. The record is from RefSeq and is a predicted model, not a curated record. Lineage: Eukaryota; Viridiplantae; Streptophyta; Magnoliopsida; Poales; Poaceae. Bases 38 to 1570 code for a protein of 510 amino acids.